UGGUGAUGACUCAGAAAGUUAGACAGACAGUCAGACAGUCAGUCAGACCGGUCGGUGUCUCGGUCCCUCUCCGGUUGUUUCCCCGGACAUCAGGCGGUGUCUUCCCCGCGGACCGAGCGCUGCCCUCUGGCAGCUGAAGCGGACUGCUGCCGGCUCUGAGGCCGGUCAUGCGGCUGCAGGAUGGGGGAGAACGUCCGAGUGUCUCCGCUCAAGAACUUCGUGGCCGGAGGCUUCGGAGGCGCGUGUCUGCUGCUGGCAGGACACCCGCUGGACACCAUCAAGGUGAGACUGCAGACGCAACCCAAAGCUGCUCAGUAUGCUCUGUACACGGGGACGUACGACUGCUUCAGAAAGACCGUUUCUAAGGAGGGCAUCCUGGGUCUCUAUAAGGGGAUGGGCGCUCCUCUGGCCGGCGUCGCUCCCAUGAUGGCCAUCAGCUUCUUCGGCUUCGGUUUGGGGAAACAGCUGCAGCAGACGGAUCCUGGAAAACCGCUGACACACACUCAGAUCUUCCUGUCGGGAUGUCUGGCUGGAGUCUUCACCACCGUCAUCGUGGCUCCAGGAGAAAGAAUCAAAUGUUUGCUGCAGGUCCAGUCCAGCGGCGGAGGCUCCAGGUAUUCUGGUCCUGUGGACUGUGCGGUCCGACUGUAUAAAGAACAAGGAAUCCGCAGCGUGUACAAAGGAACAGUGCUGACCCUCAUCAGAGGAAACCAAUUUGCCAUAAAUCUGUAUGAAGCACGUUCUGCUUCCUGUGUGUGUUCAGCUGCAGACGGAAAGUACCGCGGUUUGGUCGACGUCCUCAGAACGCUGCUGAGGGAAGAAGGACCUAAAGCUCUGUACAAAGGCUUCAACGCCGUGUUCCUCCGAGCGUUUCCUGCCAACGCGGCCUGUUUUUUAGGCUUCGAGGUGGCGCUGAAGGGCCUGAACGUGAUCGCCCCCAGCUGGUGAAGCCCCACGCUGGACGAGCAGCUCUUAAGUGUACUUUAAUGAUGAACUCUUGGUAAUCCAGAUGUUGUUGUACUCACGGCGGUACAAAGGAAACGCACAUUUAUGAAUGUAUGAUUUUAAACAUAUUUAUUCUAUAUUCUGCAGCAGAAAGAAGAAUUUUUUUCUCACUUUUUAAGCUUUUUUUUGUGAUAAAAUGUCAGAAAAAUCAGGAACUUCCUUUAUUAGAACAUGUGUUUAAAUCGACCAGCUCUGCCCGUAAACGCAGGGUUAAUUUAUUCAGGGGUGGACAGUCGUGUUCGGUUUUAUAAACUCUGUGAAUAAAGUGUUUAAAUAAAGUAUUUAAAUAAAACAUUGAAUAAAGUGUU
This is a messenger RNA of Stegastes partitus (bicolor damselfish), 1313 nucleotides long. Its product is annotated as mitochondrial carnitine/acylcarnitine carrier protein-like. The record is from RefSeq and is a predicted model, not a curated record. Gene Ontology annotation, cellular component: mitochondrial envelope. The transcript is spliced from 8 exons. Gene Ontology annotation, molecular function: O-acyl-L-carnitine transmembrane transporter activity. Lineage: Eukaryota; Metazoa; Chordata; Actinopteri; Pomacentridae. The coding region runs from base 181 to 948 and encodes 255 amino acids. Gene Ontology annotation, biological process: mitochondrial transport; carnitine transmembrane transport.